CCGCCGCCAAAACUCCCUACGGUAGACGAGGUUAGGAAGGCAAUACCACCACAUUGCUUUGAGAAGAAUCUUGUCAAGUCCAUCAGCUACCUCGUGCAGGAUUUGCUGAUUCUUGCCGGCCUCUACUUGAUCUUACCCUACGUAGAACAGUAUUUAGGUUGGAUAGGAUACCUUGCUUGGUGUUGGGCAUUUGGAAUAUGUGGCAGUGCCCUAUUCGUGGUUGGUCACGACUGUGGACAUGGCUCAUUCUCAGAGUAUGAAUGGGUUAACGAUCUCUGUGGGCAUAUUGCUCAUGCACCAAUCCUUGCACCAUUCUGGCCAUGGCAAAAGAGCCAUCGACAACAUCAUCAGGUCAGC
Messenger RNA from Strongylus vulgaris, 357 nucleotides. The record is from the annotation of a GenBank genome assembly. Lineage: Eukaryota; Metazoa; Nematoda; Chromadorea; Rhabditida; Strongylidae.